UUCGCGCGGCGUUUCUAAGAUAUUGUCAAAACUUUUGGGAAAUAUCAAUGACUGCCGAUCCCUCACGGGCCUCCGUACUUCACUACAGCGGAGGCGAGGUAAAUCCGAAAGUCAGCUAUCUCCGACUAGGCCCCGCCCCCUGACCAGCUAGCCACGCCUCGGCUGGAAUGUUGCGCUCUGGCGGGUUUGGUCCAUAGUCAGGGUCCAUUGAGAAAGUAGCUGUGAUCCCGGCGGCAGCCUGAGGUUUGAGAGCGAGCGGGACUGAGCUAGAGCCUGGGGGUGUCGCUGUUGUUGUCUGCACACACAGAGCUGGAUUCACUUGCUCCCAGCCUUGUUACCGCUAUUUACGCAGCGCCGGGGAAAGCCCUGAAAUCACCUGCCGCCUGUGCUCUGAGCAAUAGCCCAGCUGGACUCGUUCUCAGCACUAGUCGCCCGGACUCCUCGUACAUUGUCAGCUGGCAGCGAUCUCUGGCUCCCUCUCAUUCCCUGGCAGCUUGGGGCAGCGCAUCACACUCAGGGACUGCUGGAUAGAUCUCACCCUGCUGGGCACCUCCUCGCAUCGCACCCACACCUCUCCAUAGUCUAUGAGGAUCCUUCGCCUUGCUUCAACCAACCCCUUGUCGACUCGUGUGUAGGGCUGACGACCGAUGUGGGCAUGUGGGCAGCUUGAUCCUGCCUUGUCCUCCAGCCCCACCCCCUGCCUGGCCACCCUGACUGCCCAGCGCACAGACAUGUCCAGAAGGAAACAGAGCAAUCCCAGACAGAUCAAACGUUCCCUUGGUGACAUGGAGGACACAGAAGACAAGCUUAUAGAUGAGUCCAUUCAUUCUGAAAAUGGAGUCUCUUCAGAUCAGGAUGGAUCAGUUGAUUGUGGUUCUCAUAGCCCUGCAAACAGUGACAGCAAUGAAGGAAAUGGAUGCAACUCUGUGACUCCGUGUUUGGAGCACGAAAGUGAAGAUGUGACCUCAAAACCUUCCCUUGAUGAGCUUGGUCAGGUCCCGACAUCUCCAUGUACUUCAGAGGGGGAUUUAGGAGGAGAUGAAGAUAACAUUGAGGAACCUAGAAGCCCAUCCAAUACUGAAGAUGCUGAAGAACCACAAAUAUGGAAUGGGCCAGAUGAGCUAGAAUUGGAAAUUUCUUCUACAGAUGGAGUUGGGCAUAUUCGUGCCAGAAGUCAGCUGCACAAAGGCUUCUCUUGGGGACCCUACAAAGGGAACUUCACUGGCUCCUCAUCUUCACCUGGUCCGGCUGACUUGAACAUCUCCCUUUCGUUGGAUGUGGAUGGUGAUUGCUGGCUGAAGUAUGUGACUUUAGUCUCCUGUGAAGCUGAAGCUAAUGCUGUUCUCUACCGGAAAGGUGACCUAAUCUGGUGCAAGACAUCACAAAUAGUGGAACAAGAUGAAGUCAUCCAAGCCUUCUUAAUGGCUGAGCCCCAGGCCAUUCCCAACUACACAAUAAAAGAAGAGCCAGGAGAGACUUCCCAGUGUACUUCUACUCUACCAGAGUUCCAACUGCUCCCUCAACAGGCCGGUAUGGCUGCAAUUCUUGCCACAGCUGUUGUCAACAAGGAUGUAUUUCCUUGUAAGGACUGUGGAAUCUGGUACCGCAGUGAGAGAAACCUCCAGGCACAUCUCAUGUAUUACUGUGCCAGUCGCCAAAGUUCGACAUCCCCAUCCAUGGAGGAGAAAGCUAAGGAUUCGUAUCCCAAUGAGAGAAUCUGCCCUUUUCCGCAAUGCAAAAAGAGUUGCCCUAGUACCAGCUCGCUGGAGAUUCAUAUGAGGAGUCAUAGUGGCGAGAGACCGUUUGUGUGCCUGAUCUGUCUGUCUGCCUUUACUACCAAAGCCAACUGUGAACGCCAUCUUAAAGUUCACACAGACACCCUGAAUGGUGUUUGCCACGGCUGUGGGUUCAUCUCAACCACUAGAGAUAUCCUUUACAGUCAUCUAGUGACCAAUCACAUGGUCUGCCAACCAGGAUCCAAGGUUGAUGUGUACCCUGUUGUAAAAGCAGUACCUGCAGUCAAGUCAUCAAACCCAGUUGUGAGCCAAAUAGCCUCUUCCAGUCUUCUGAAAUGUGGCUUGUGUGGAUUUUUGGCAGAUGGACUUCCAAGUCUUCAACAACAUGCACUUCUGCACACUACAAAUCCCGUACCUUCUGCCACUCACUCUGUCAAGUCCCCCCCAGAAAAUAUAAAUGAAAAACAAAACCCUGAAUCACAAGAAAAUGGAAAUGCCAAGUCACCUAUCUCAUCAUCAUCAUCAGCAUCUUCUCGUAGUGAAGAGACCCCUCUAAAACUCUAUAUAAAACAGGAGCCAGAAGGGCAACUCAGCAUCAGUGAAGCAGGAAGUACCACUUGUGAAGCAAAAGAUGGAGUAGCAUUAGUGCAAUCACCAGCCAUAAAGGUGAAGACUGAAAUGUCAAGUCCUACUCCUGGGUCAAGCCCUGUUCCAAAUGAGACAGGAGCUGCCACUGGUGGGGGAACAGUAAUUAUCCCACACUAUGUAUUUGGGCAUGAGGCUACUGCAGCUAUAGUCCCUCAGGCAUCUGAGAUUCUUGCCAAGAUGUCUGAGUUAGUACACAGUCGUCUAAAACAGGGCCAGGCAGUUACUCCAGCAGGAUUUUCAGGGUCUGCUGUACCAAAAGGCGCUACAUGUUUUGAGUGUGAAAUUACCUUCAAUAAUAUUAACAACUACUAUGUACAUAAAAGAUUGUAUUGCUCUGGAAGACAUGUUUCAGAUGAAAAUUCUAGUAGUGCUCGUAAAGUCAAGGCUUUACCAGCUAGAACAGCAUUAGCAUCUGGUUUCUCCUCUACUGAACAAGAAGCAUCCCCACCACAAGAAGAUGCAGGCGAAGAGAGCAGUGCGCCAGUUGUUGCAGUGAAACUAGAGGAGAACUCUGGCAUGGAUUGUGAAGGAGCAGGAAGUGGUCAUGUGAGUGAGGGCAGUCAGAGCCCCAGCUCCUUAGACGAUCCAGAAGAAGACCCAAACCGCACAGUUUGCGGGGCUUGCAACAUCCGUUUUAGCCGUCAUGAAACAUAUGUAGUGCACAAACGGUACUACUGUGCGUCACGACAUGACCCACCAUUGCGUCGUAGGGAAGUUAACAAACCUGGGCCUCCAUAUACCACUCAGCCAACUCCACGCACACGGAAACGGCGUAAGUUAUAUGAAAUUCAUGGUGUUGCUCCAACAGAAUCCACUCCUCCCUCACCACAUACUCUGGGAAGGGUAGAAGCUAUGGCACUGAUGCCAGGCCUGAUACCUGCACCUGUUAUGCCUUCCCCAAGCUCUAGUCCAGAUGCUGUUGAUGGGCCAAUAGAUCUAAGCAAGAAACCCCGCUUGGUGGCAGAAGCACCUGUUCCAUCUGCAGCCGCCACUGUGGCACCACUUGCGGACUACCAUGAAUGCACUGCAUGUCGCAUUAGUUUUAACAGCUUGGAAAGUUACCUUGCGCAUAAAAAGUUUUCCUGCCCAACUGCACCUCUACAGCAAAAAACUAUUCAGCAACUUCAGAAAGUGAAAUCUCCAUCAUCUGCUACUGGGAAGCUUGUAGAUGAUACUGUGAAGGUAAAGGUGGAAAGUAAGGCAGCUCUGAGUCCAGGAUCUGUCAGUGACACCAUCCAGCCUCUUGCUUUGCCAUUCUCUACUAUCUCAGACCCCAAACAACUUCAGCAGUACUCAUCUGUCACAGAAGCAUCCCUGUCUGCAACCACCACUUGUCCUUAUUGUCCUCAUAAUGUGAUAAUACGAGGGGACCUGCUUGAGCAUUUUAGAAGUGUCCAUGGUCUCAUACUGGCAAAGCCAACUGCAGGGCACAGAUUACAAACCACUUUUAUGGAGGUGUUGGUGCCUGCUCGUGGACAAACAAGCAGUGCAUCAGAAAACAGCCUGCCAAGUCCACCAGUAUCAUCUGCUUCACCCCUUCAGCUUCCAGGUCUAAGGAGGGAGAAUUCUAACUACAAAGAUACCACCUCCUCCUCCUCUUCAGUUAAUGGUAGCCCAAUACUGACAAGCACUCCCAGACCUCUUUUGCCAACUUCUCCUGCCCCCCCUUCAAAUUCUUUACCGUUGGCUGAAAGCCGAAGAGAAGAUGGACUUCCAAGGGUUCCGAGUCAAGUUUUACUUCCUGGGGACAAAGCAAUGCAGCCCCCCAAGCCCAGUUUGAUUUCUCCAGUGCCCAAUGGAAACCACAGGUACUGUCGCCUAUGUAACAUCAAGUUCAGCAGUCUGUCUACAUUCAUUGCUCAUAAGAAAUACUAUUGCUCCUCCCAUGCUGCAGAACAUGUGAAAUAACAGAGGCUGACCCAGUAAGAAAAUGGCUAGUCGUAAUGGAUUAAAAAAAUGUGGAAUCAGUAGCGUUUUAGGUGCGGUCCGUACCUUUUUGUUGGCAUCAAUUCAAAGAACAGAUGUUAAAAAGGCACUUGGUUCAAUCGAGUAGCAGUAUAGUGAAGUCCGCCUGUUUUAUAGACAAUGAGCAAGCUUACUCUUCAAGUGGAUCUCCAUUCUCACAUCCAUAGAGUGUGAAUUUUUGGAACCAUUAACUAACAGCAAAGGGGGGACAAUGGUUUCUACGUAGUUUAGUCCUUCCCUCAAAGCAAAUGGUUUAUGUUCCAGUUGCAUCCAAAUUUGCACUGCUUCUCCACUUGUUAUUUUGUAUCUGCCUCCAAUUUGUUAAGCACAAGAGAAAAACAAGAGAAAAACUGUUACAAAGGACAUAUUAAAAUGAAGGCACGCGUGUCUUCGUUACAGGGUUGGGAAGGGAAUAAUUGUUUUCUAGUAAGUUAUUUUUAAGAUGUAUUUAAAAGAAAUUUUAAAGAGAAAAAUUCUAAAGUGUUUUUAUAAUGUAAGCUCUUUUCAGAUUUUCAAAAUGGGGUAUUUCUUCAGCGACGUUAUCUUUUUUUCCUAAGGCAACUUCAUGGUAUUACUGUCAGGUCCUUGCACUAAUACUGGGAUAUUUUAAUUAAUGCAAGCAGCUCGUCCUCUUGGCCAGCAGUCUGAGGUCUUUGAUUAUAAGUGCUCCUCUUUUAAUGGAUAUCCACUCUUGAAUUUCUCAGGUUCCCGUGGGAUUUUAAAGAAGCAGGGGGCUUUUAUUACUUUGAGAAAUCACAGUGUAAAAUUUCCUUAAAACAAUAAAGUGGCUAAAAAUGAUGGGGGCCUGAAGGGAGGAAGAGGAAACCAUCGAAACUCACACGCCACCUUUUUAUUAAUAAAGCCAUAACUACUGUUACCUGUCAAGAUUUUCUACAGUGGAAGGGACCGCGCUGUAGGUUCAGUGCCACUUUGUUAACAUUAUAAAAAAAAUCAUUUUACAUUGCUAUUUUUAUACAUCUGUAGACCAGACAGACAUUCCAAGCAUAUGGCCAGACUCAAAAAUUGCUUUUCUCAGAUGAUACUGUUUUAGUGUAUUGGAAACCGCGCAGAGUAUGCCCAGAAGUUACAGGAAUUACUUUUCCCUAUUCUCUAACCUUAGCAGACCCAAGGGCCAUAUUGCUAAACAUACAGUAGGAUAUUAAUUUUCUCCUUUAUUGCAAAUGGUUUCACAAGUGGCCAUGAUAGAUUUUUUAUAAAGUAAUUCCACAAGGGCUUAAAGAACUCUUAAAUUCACAUACCUUUAUGCAUUUAUACAAUGCACUGGCACAAAAAGGAGGUGUUUAAAGCACUAAUUAGAGCAGGAGAGUAAUAUCUCAUUAACUUCUGAUGCCAUGGCCGUUAUGAUUGGUUGUUUUUUUUUUUAAAGGUAUUUUUACAUGGCAUUAUAUUAUGACCAAAACUGGAAAACAAAAUGUGUUAAAAAAUAGUCCAUAAAAGUAUAUUUAUAUAUUAAUAUAGAUACCAAGAGCACUGAUUCACAAACAAAACACACAUUUCUGGUGACUAACAGUGUGUAUAAACCUGUACAUAAAUAAAAACCUGUGUAUAACAAAU
Messenger RNA from Xenopus laevis (African clawed frog), 5924 nucleotides. RefSeq names its product zinc finger protein ZFPM1-like (gene zfpm1.L). The record is from RefSeq and is a predicted model, not a curated record. The transcript has 11 exons. Gene Ontology annotation, cellular component: nucleus. Gene Ontology annotation, molecular function: RNA polymerase II-specific DNA-binding transcription factor binding. Gene Ontology annotation, biological process: myeloid cell differentiation; negative regulation of transcription by RNA polymerase II; cell differentiation. NCBI's taxonomy places the organism in Eukaryota, Metazoa, Chordata, Amphibia, Anura, Pipidae. The coding region runs from base 648 to 4292 and encodes 1214 amino acids.